AUGGAGAAUACAUGCACGGACAUUUCAUCCGCACACGGACGCGACAUCCACAAAUUGGGCUCCGCAGAGAUGGAGAGGGACGGGACCUCAGGAACGUCAACCUUCACCUGGCUGGUGGAUGCCCUCAGGGAUAGACUGCACCGGGAACACACAGAGAUGCGUGUCCCUGUGUCUGUGGAGCAGCGUGUUGCUGUUGCUGUCUGGUGGAUGGCCAACACCAUGACUUACAGAACCGUAGGCCAGCAGUUUGGUCUCAGACGGUCCAUCAUCGUGGAAGUCACACAUGCCAUGAAAGAACAACUUCUCAAAAGAGUCGUCUACCUCCGGAACCCAGACAGGGUGAUGAUGGCCUUUGCUGCCAUGGGCUUCCCACAGUGUGUGGCUGCCAUGGAUGGAUGCCAUAUCCGUGUGAAAGUCCCUGUCCACCGGGCGGAACACUACCAGAACCGCAAACACUACGCCUUGAUACUCCUGCAGGGCACUGUGGAUCACGAGGGCCAUUUCGUGGAUAGCAUCGUGGGCCUUAGCAAUAGGAACCAUGAUGCCUAUGUUCUAAUGCGCUCCAACGUCAUGUAUGCCAUGGAUGCGGGAUGGUUUGUUCCUGGUAACCCAACAUGCAUGAUUGAGGGUGUCCAGGUGCCACCGCUCAUACUCGCCAAUGCCGCGUACCCCCUUCGGCGAUGGCUCAUCCCACCCUACAAAGGUCACCUGAAUCCACGACAGGCACACUUCAAUAAGGUGCAUGGCCGGGUCCGCAAUGUUGUGGAGCGGGCCUUUGGCCGUUUGAAAGCACGGUGGCAGUGUCUGCUACUGAGGCUCCCACUGGACCUUCUGCAUGUCAAUGAUGCGGUAAGUGCCUGUGUCAUCCUGCAUAAUGUGUGUGAGGACUGUGGACAUCCCAUUCCAGAAGUGCUGCCAGAGGGGGCACGCAGGCCCAUCCAGGAGGAGGAGGAUGACCCAGAGGCAUUACGGUACAUCGCGCAGGAAAACGCAGGCAUUUUGGUACGGGAGGCCCUCACCACAUGCCUGUGUAGAUGA
Messenger RNA from Gekko japonicus, 1038 nucleotides. Its product is annotated as putative nuclease HARBI1. NCBI's taxonomy places the organism in Eukaryota, Metazoa, Chordata, Lepidosauria, Squamata, Gekkonidae. The transcript is spliced from 3 exons. The record is from RefSeq and is a predicted model, not a curated record. Bases 1 to 1038 code for a protein of 345 amino acids.